Peronospora matthiolae is the source of this 237-nucleotide messenger RNA. NCBI's taxonomy places the organism in Eukaryota, Oomycota, Peronosporomycetes, Peronosporales, Peronosporaceae. The record is from the annotation of a GenBank genome assembly.
AUGAACAUGUUGGACGUAGAAGAAGAUAGCUUUUACGUCACACGUGAAGGCUACUCCCAUCUGAGUGACUCAGAAUGGGAGAUAGUCGGCCGCAUGAGUGUGCUCAUGGGCGAACCCGCCAUCAGUGGUAUGUUGGAGUCUCUAGCAGAAACCAGCAACAUUCUGCUAUCAACAAGUUCCUACAAGGGGAUCUUGCCGUCGAAAGACGACAUGAUAGUACGUUAUUAUCGAGGUUAG